AAUCGGGUCGCUCAGAGCGGGAAUUUAAAGGUCUGUAGUAGCGGCUGAGCAGCAUAGUUCCUCUGGAGGAAGACGGUUUUUCCAUCAUCUUUCAUUGAGCGCUUACCGAGCUUGCUGUUUUUAAGAUGUCUGCUGCCAACGAGAACAGCGCCCGUCUGACCCAGUUCAAAAACAAAGGAAAAGACGCCACCGAGCUCAGGCGCCGGAGGAUUGAGGUCAAUGUCGAGCUUCGUAAGGCAAAGAAGGAUGAACAGAUUCUGAAGAGGAGAAAUGUGGCUGUUCUCCCGGAUGAAGCCACUUCGCCCCUUCAAGAGAAAAGUCAGAACUGCCAGGCCCAGCACUGGACAGUGGAAGAGAUUGUUAAUGGAGUCAACAGUACCGGUCUUGAAGCUCAGAUGCAGGCCACCCAAGCCGCAAGGAAACUGCUGUCAAGAGAGAGACAUCCUCCAAUUGAUCGAAUAAUCAGUGCUGGCUUGAUCCCCAAGUUUGUGGGCUUUCUGAGCAUGGUGGAUUCUCCCCCUAUUCAGUUUGAAGCAGCCUGGGCCCUGACUAAUAUUGCAUCUGGAACAUCUGACCAGACUGCAGCGGUGGUGGAAGGAGGGGCUAUCCCAGCUUUCAUCAGUCUAAUCACGUCCCCUCACCCUCAUAUUAGUGAACAAGCUGUCUGGGCUCUGGGCAAUAUUGCUGGUGAUGGCUCUGCUUACAGAGAUAAGGUCAUCAAGCAUGGUGUGGUUGCUCCCCUUCUGAGUCUGCUUGCCGUCCCUGAUCUUUCUGUGUUUGCAUCUGGCUACUUGAGAAACAUCACCUGGACUUUGUCUAACCUGUGUCGUAACAAGAACCCAGCACCUCCUCUGGAUGCAGUGCGUCAGAUCCUACCAACCAUUGUCCGCCUCCUGCAUCACAGUGAUAAGGAGGUGCUAGCAGACACCUGCUGGGCAGUCUCGUAUCUGACGGAUGGCCCAAAUGACAGGAUUGAGGUGGUGGUCCAGACAGGCGUGGUUCCUCGCCUGGUACAGCUGCUUGGCUCUGGAGAGCUGUCUAUUGUGACCCCAUCGCUUCGCUCCAUUGGCAACAUUGUGACCGGCACAGAUGAGCAGACCCAGGUAGUGCUGGAUGCAGGCGCUCUCCCCAUGUUCCCCCAGCUAUUACGGCACCACAAGAACAACAUCCAGAAGGAGGCUGCCUGGACAAUGUCCAACAUCACUGCAGGCAAGGAUGCGCAGAUCCAGGAGGUUAUCAACGCUGGCCUGGUGCCCUAUCUGGUGGAAGUUCUCAAACGGGGUGACUACAAGACUCAGAAGGAGGCAGUGUGGGCAGUAACCAAUUACACUAGUGGAGGCACCGUGGAGCAAGUUGUCUAUCUUGUUCAGGCCAAUGUGCUGGAGCCACUACUUAAUUUACUGUCUGUCAAAGACAGCAAGACAAUUCUUGUCAUUCUGGAUGCAAUCAGUAAUAUCUUUUUGGCUGCUGAGAAGAUUGGCGAGAUCGAUAAGCUGUGUCUGAUGGUUGAAGAAUGUGGUGGCUUGGAUAAAAUCGAAGCCCUGCAGACCCAUGAGAAUGAAAUGGUGUACAAGGCCUCCCUCAACCUCAUCGAGAAAUACUUCUCUGCCGAGGAAGAAGAGGAUGAAUGUGUGGCCCCUGAAGCUACAAUCGAUGGCUAUGCGUUCCAGAUCAAUGAAAACCAAGGCACUUUCAACUUUUAAACCCCACUCUACACCCCCCAACCCCUGCUGCUGUUCUGUAUGUUCUGUUUUGUCCAGUAUUUAUGUGAUGGACCCCUGUUCUACAUUGUACAUAUGGAACUGUCUGAAUUUUAUUACUCUGUAAAUAAAGCGAUUAAUGAA
Messenger RNA from Pygocentrus nattereri (red-bellied piranha), 1844 nucleotides. It is a transcript of the gene kpna2, whose product is annotated as karyopherin alpha 2 (RAG cohort 1, importin alpha 1). Gene Ontology annotation, biological process: NLS-bearing protein import into nucleus. Gene Ontology annotation, molecular function: nuclear import signal receptor activity; protein binding. Lineage: Eukaryota; Metazoa; Chordata; Actinopteri; Characiformes; Serrasalmidae. Gene Ontology annotation, cellular component: nucleus; cytoplasm. Bases 126 to 1703 code for a protein of 525 amino acids. The transcript has 11 exons. The record is from RefSeq and is a predicted model, not a curated record.